GCUAGUACUACAGAAGGUAACAACAUCGACCGUGAUUACCGAAUGGACGAAACAUUAAGGCUAUGUAGCAAACUCAUAAUUGAUUCUCAAGAUGCCAUGCUUGGCAGGAUUGAAGCUAUGCUUUGUAAACUCGUCGAAUCUCAAGUGCACAAAUUUCAGUCUGUAUCAGUGGUUUUGUCUCCAGCUGCAUCAACAGAUUCAGCACUAUUAGCACCACCAGAAGAAGGUGUAUCCGGCAACCGUGCUGAUGAGUUACCGGCAAACACCAGCAAUACAUCAUCGCUAUCAUUAGAGGAGAUCGUCGAGAUACAUGAUCAAGAUGGACAAGAACAGCCAACGACCGUUAUGGAAGUUAAAUCUGAUGACGGUUAUAUUUGGAAUGGAUACGAGGAACUAUGGGAAGCAGCAGCUAAUGGUGAUUGGGAAACAGCUAGGGAAUUUCUCAACCUUUAUCCAGCAGCGCUAACAGAACCAAUAACAGUUUACGGAGAAACAGCAUUACAUAUAGCUGCGUAUGAGAGCCAAGUGACGUUUGUACAGGAAAUUGUGAAUGUCAUGCCAGAAGAAUCACUUGCAUUACAGGGAAAUCGUCGCGGUUUUACAGCACUUCAUAUUGCUGCUAAGGUAGGAGAUGUCAGAACUGCUGCAUUGAUGGUACGAAGAAACCGUAAUCUGACACAAAUACGUGAUAAAAAAGGAAGAGUACCACUGCAAAUUGCAGCAAAACACGCUUCAGAUGGACAAAAGGAGGUAUUAGAGUAUCUUAUCUCUGAAACAAGGGACGAGGACCCAAGUCCCUUCUCUGGUCAUGGUGGUGCUGGGCUAUUGCGGAAUAUACUUUAUGCGAAUUUCUAUGAUAUGGCAUUGUCUCUCGUCCAACGGUUUCCAAAACUGGUUACUGAGAAAACAAAGAUAACUCAAUCAUGUGGAUUAGAAGUUAUGAUUCAGAGGCCAUUCGUAUUUCUAAGUGGAGCGCAGCUAGCUUGGUGGCAGCGGUGCAUCUACUACUUAAUUCAAGUGGAUAUGGGUUCUACAUUUAACCAUGGCACUACAGGAGACGAAGAAAACCUUUUGGGAAGCUCUAGUACACCCUCGAGAAGUUCCGGUCGCACCAUAACGAAGUUUAUCUCAACUUAUCUCAUGCCUUACUUAACACGAGUGCCUCGUAUAAAGAAGUUGUACAGUCAAAAGUUGAUGCACAGAGAAGCCCUCUUUGUUUAGUUAAAUAUAUGUUAGCGCAGCUUGAUAAAACAAUGAGUAGGUUUGAAAUAUC
This is a messenger RNA of Papaver somniferum (opium poppy), 1273 nucleotides long. RefSeq lists its product as uncharacterized. The transcript is spliced from 5 exons. NCBI's taxonomy places the organism in Eukaryota, Viridiplantae, Streptophyta, Magnoliopsida, Ranunculales, Papaveraceae. The record is from RefSeq and is a predicted model, not a curated record. Gene Ontology annotation, molecular function: protein binding. The coding region runs from base 43 to 1221 and encodes 392 amino acids.